Messenger RNA from Hyaena hyaena (striped hyena), 1952 nucleotides. It is a transcript of the gene SNTB2, whose product is annotated as syntrophin beta 2. Gene Ontology annotation, cellular component: synapse; intracellular anatomical structure; dystrophin-associated glycoprotein complex. The transcript has 7 exons. The record is from RefSeq and is a predicted model, not a curated record. Lineage: Eukaryota; Metazoa; Chordata; Mammalia; Carnivora; Hyaenidae. The coding region runs from base 173 to 1870 and encodes 565 amino acids. Gene Ontology annotation, molecular function: protein binding; structural molecule activity.
AGACGAACCGAAGGAGAAGAACUUGAGAUGGAACCCCAAGGCGCUAGGGCUGUCCGCCUCCAGCGAGCUGCAAGAGACUGGCCUAAGCGCUACAAUUUAUCCUUCCGGAAGCGGCUCCGCCCGCCUAUCCCCGCCCCUCCGGACGAUGGGCGUGGCCUCUCAUGAAUAAUGAAUGACCUCCGGAGGGAGGGGGCCGGGCCCGCCCCCUCGGGCGGGAAGGGGGAAGCGCCGAGGCUGCCUGACUGGAAUGAGGGUAGCUGCGGCGACUGCGGCGGCGGGAGCGGGGCAGGCCAUGGCGGUGUGGACGCGGGCCACCAAAGCGGGGCUUGUGGAGCUGCUUCUGAGGGAGCGCUGGGUCCGGGUGGUGGCGGAGCUCAGCGGAGAGACUCUAAGCCUCACGGGCGACGCUGCGGCGGCAGAGCCCGAGCCCUCUCUAGGGCCGGCGGCGGCCGCCUUCAACGGCCUCCCGAACGGCGGCGGCGCCGGCGACUCGCUGCCCGGGAGCCCCAGCCGCGGCCUGGGUCCCCCGAGCCCGCCCGCGCCGCCUCGGGGCCCGGCGAGCGAGGCGGGCGCGUCGCCGCCCGUGCGCCGGGUGCGGGUAGUGAAGCAGGAGGCGGGCGGCCUGGGCAUCAGCAUCAAGGGCGGCCGCGAGAACCGGAUGCCCAUCCUCAUCUCCAAGAUCUUCCCGGGGCUGGCGGCCGACCAGAGCCGGGCGUUGCGGCUGGGCGACGCCAUCCUGUCGGUGAACGGCACCGACCUGCGCCAGGCCACCCACGACCAGGCCGUGCAGGCGCUGAAGCGCGCGGGCAAGGAGGUGCUGCUGGAGGUCAAGUUCAUCCGAGAAGUAACACCAUAUAUCAAGAAGCCAUCAUUAGUAUCAGAUCUACCAUGGGAAGGUGCAUCUCCUCAGUCACCAAGCUUUAGUGGCAGUGAGGACUCUGGUUCUCCAAAACACCAGAACAGCACCAAGGACAGGAAGGUCAUCCCUCUCAAAAUGUGCUUUGCUGCUAGAAACCUAAGCAUGCCGGAUCUGGAAAACAGAUUGAUAGAACUACAUUCUCCUGAUAGCAGGAACACGUUGAUCCUACGCUGCAAAGAUACAGCUACAGCACACUCCUGGUUCGUAGCUAUCCACACCAACAUAAUGGCUCUCCUCCCACAGGUAUUGGCUGAGCUCAAUGCCAUGCUUGGUGCAACCAGUACAGCAGGAGGCAGCAAGGAGGUCAAGCACAUUGCCUGGCUGGCAGAACAGGCAAAGCUAGAUGGUGGAAGACAACAGUGGAGACCUAUCCUCAUGGCUGUGACUGAGAAGGAUUUGCUGCUUUAUGACUGUAUGCCAUGGACAAGGGAUGCCUGGGCAUCACCAUGUCAUAGCUACCCUCUUGUUGCUACAAGGUUGGUUCAUUCUGGCUCCGGAUGUCGAUCACCCUCACUUGGAUCUGACCUUACAUUUGCUACUAGGACGGGCUCACGGCAGGGCAUUGAGAUGCAUCUCUUCAGGGUGGAGACACAUCGGGAUCUGUCAACCUGGACCCGGAUACUUGUUCAGGGUUGUCAUGCUGCUGCUGAACUAAUUAAGGAAGUCUCUCUAGGCUGCACGUUAAAUGGCCAGGAGGUAAGACUCACUGUCCACUAUGAAAAUGGGUUCACUAUCUCCAAGGAAAAUGGAGGUUCCAGCAGCAUUUUGUACCGCUACCCCUUUGAAAGGCUGAAAAUGUCUGCUGAUGAUGGCAUCAGAAAUCUUUAUCUGGAUUUUGGUGGCCCUGAGGGAGAACUGACCAUGGACCUGCACUCUUGUCCGAAGCCAAUUGUAUUUGUGUUGCACACGUUCUUGUCAGCCAAAGUCACUCGUAUGGGACUGCUUGUGUGAGCAGCAAAAAAUCAGAAAAGAGGCUUGAAUAUCACAAGAAGUAUUUCCACCUCAAAAAAAAAAAAAAAGCACAAAAAGAAAA